This is a messenger RNA of Neogale vison (American mink), 1967 nucleotides long. RefSeq names its product receptor transporter protein 5 (putative) (gene RTP5). The record is from RefSeq and is a predicted model, not a curated record. Lineage: Eukaryota; Metazoa; Chordata; Mammalia; Carnivora; Mustelidae. Gene Ontology annotation, molecular function: olfactory receptor binding. Gene Ontology annotation, biological process: protein targeting to membrane; protein insertion into membrane; detection of chemical stimulus involved in sensory perception of bitter taste. The coding region runs from base 37 to 1659 and encodes 540 amino acids. The transcript has 2 exons.
CAGCUGUCAGACCGCACUGCGGAGCCCGGUGCCAGCAUGGACGGGGUGGACGUGUGGGCCAGCACCCUGGCCCAGCUGAUGGCCAAGAGGAAACCCCAGGACACCUGGGAGCUGGUUCCUGAGGAGAACCUGUCAUCCGGGCACGUGGAGGGCGGUGGUUUCCAGUACCGGCUGAGGGGGCUUUCCAGGCUCCAGUGUGGCCGCUGCCAGUGGGGCUGGUCCUCAGCCCACGUGCACAUCCUCUUCCAGGCGUGCUUGGACGAGGACAGCCGCCUGGGGCUGGUGAAGAUGCGCAUCUGGGGCCAGCGGUGCCGGCUCUGCCCGCCGGGCACUGGGGGUGAUUGCCAGGUGAGCCUUCUGAACGUGCGGCUCUUUCUCAACAAGCUGGUCCCGGUCAUCCUGCAGAAGUGCUAUGGGGAGAGCCUCAGCUCCGACCAGUGCCCCGAGAUCUGCUUCGGGGAGCGCUGCGAGGCCUGCGAUCUGGGCGUCUGCUUCUUCCAGAAGCCCCCAGAUCCAGCCUGGGGGCCUGAGGUCAGGAGCACGCCCACCAUCAAGGGCAGGUACACCUUGUUCGGAGAGGAUGGCGUGGCCACCCCCGCUGCCGGCAAGCAGCUGCUCACCCUCGGCAGCGGGCCCGUGGUCGAUCGUGCCAGGGGCUACACCCCCAACUCCAUCACCAUCCCGCUGUCGGUGUCCGACUUCAUCAGGAACCCGAUUUCUGAGAGCAGCAACUUCUUCAACCAAGAUGAUGACAUCGUCACCGUCCCCUUCUCCCUCGUGCAUGUGCACAGGGACCAGGGGCACGUCGGCCCCAGUUCGGGCUACCCCCCAGCGGCCGACCCCCACGCACCACUUAUCAUCGCCAAGGGCUCCAUCUACUUGCCCGCCAGGUCCACGGCCACGUCCAAGCGCAGAGGCCUCCUGGUGAACAUCAAAUGCCCCAUCUUCCAUGGCAGAGGCCUCCUUAUCAGCAGCAUCAAGCCCUUCCAGCUGAAAGGCUUCAUCUUCAAAGGCCGGGGCUCCAUCUCCAGCCCCACCGACCCUGAGAAGGGCCUGGGCUCGGUCCCCAGUGCUGCUGAAAAUGACCCCCCACCGGUGUCCUAUAUCAUUGGCCUCACGGAUGAUGGAGAGGGCUCCGUCACCUUCCCCUCGUCUUUGGCAGACCUCAUCAGAGACAACUCCAUCCCCGGCAUUGAUGGCUGCGUCACCUUCCCCUUCAUCUUUACGGAUGAAGACAAAGGCAAGAAUGCUCCUGCCAAUACCCCCCAAGGCAAGGAGAAGGAGGGUGGUGGUGAAGGCCCUGUCCCUGCCGGCCAGGAUCCUCUCCCGGGCACCCAUGCCCGUAGACCUGUCACCGUCAGCGAGGGCUCCAUCAGCAUCCCCUUCUCCGUCUUCAACCUCAUAAGACACAAGGGCCCUGGCUCCAUCGCCAGUGGCCGCCGGAGCAGUGGCCUGGCCGUGCAUGGCUAUGACAAGAAGAUGAUGCAGCCGAGGGCCAGGCUCAGCGGGUCCGGCUCCGAUCCCGGCUGGGAGGAGGACUUCUGCUGGGAUGGCGAUUGCUGCGCGCCGCGUUUCGACCCCUAUGAAGAAGUGUGGAUCUGGGUGUCCAUGACUGUCUGUGUCCUCUGGAUCAUGUACCUGUACAAGUUCAGCCCCUGACGGCCACCGCAGCCCUGACGCUGCCUGCCGGGGUCUCCCCGUGCCCCUCAGACGCAGAGCAGCGGGACCCUCUGCCCCUGCCCGCAACCCCAGGGCCCCCAACCCACCCCUGCCCGCCCUCCCUGAGCCAAGCCUGGGCCCACAGCCUUCUCCUGCACCCCUGCUUCUGUGUGUCUAGUCUCCUGAUGGGAGUCGUGGCUUCAUGGACGUCUACACUGUGAUUAUCUGCCAAGCUGCCCACCUGGGGUCCAAGCGUGUGUCUGUGUGAGUGUUAUGGUCCAAUAAAAUAAAAGUUAAAAGGAGAAAAA